AAAUUACUAGCCCCGAAGAACGACAUAAGGUCGUUGAAAGUCCAAGUGGUUGCCUCGUUCUGCAACAUCAAGCUGAAUAUUCCCCAGUUCGAAAUCGGGAAGGAUGACAAGACGCAGGAGUUCCUUAAUUACUCCCCCCUUGGUAGACUCCCCGUAUUAGUAACCCCUAGUGGAAGCCUAUUCGAAAGUAAUGCCAUUAGUAAGUACCUAUGCAACAUAAGGAGGGAAAACAACCUAUUGGGAAAAGGAGCCUUUGAAGAAGCACAAGUAAACAUGUGGGUAGAUUUUAAUACCUACGAAUUAGAGAUACCAGUCUGUUGCUAUAUUAGCAAUAAAUCGAACGAAAAGUCCCAAAAACAUAUACAAGAAACAUUUGCCUGUUUGAAUAAGCAUUUAUUGUUAAACCAAUUUAUGGUGGGAAAUGGAAUAACCCUAGCAGAUUUAUUCAUAUGUGUUAUUAUAUGCUUUGCAAUGAAAUCAGAUAAAAUGGAUGAAAAUUUUUUAAAAAAAUAUGGGAACUUAUUUCGACUGUACAAUACAAUAAGUAAUCAGAAGCAGUUCAAAUAUGUGUUUGCCAGUCAACAGGGGGUAGGUAAAAAAGGAGGUGCCCAAGAUAAGAAUGUACAAAAAAAUGCAAACAAUGAGAAAAAGAAGGAUAAGAGUAACAAAAAGAAAGAUAAUAAAAAUGACGAUGAUGAUGAAUGUGAGUUGUUAAGUGAUGAACCAACUGAAAAAAAAACGAAGAAAACAAAUCCACUCGAUUUGUUACCACCAUCAUCUUUUUCUCUUGAUGAGUGGAAGUACAAAUUUAGCAACGAAAAGGAUCUCCUCAAUGUUGCUAUGCCACAUUUUUGGAAAACGUAUGAUGCUAAUGGAUUUUCUUUAUAUUAUAUGAAAUAUGACAAAUUAGAAGAUGAGUGUCAAAUAUCUUUCGUUGCUUGUAAUAUGGCUGGUGGCUUUUUGCAAAGAUUAGACAAUAAUUUUUCCAAGUACUCUUUUGCUGUUAUCACUGUGUUGGGUGAAAACAAGGACUAUGAUAUUGAAGGGGUUUGGCUAUUUAGGGGUACUGAAAUUCCUUUCGAGAUGAAGGAUCACCCGUCGUUUGAGUACCACGUGUUUAAAAAGUUGGAUGUCAAUAACAGCGCCGAUAAGCAGAUUGUGGAAAACUACUGGUGCUCGAAGGAGUCCGUCGGCGCGCGCCCUCUCGUCGACCGCAAGGUUUGGAAGUGA
This is a messenger RNA of Plasmodium cynomolgi strain B, 1230 nucleotides long. RefSeq names its product elongation factor 1-gamma. Gene Ontology annotation, cellular component: cytoplasm; nucleus. Gene Ontology annotation, biological process: translational elongation. NCBI's taxonomy places the organism in Eukaryota, Apicomplexa, Aconoidasida, Haemosporida, Plasmodiidae. The transcript has a single exon. The annotation marks the transcript as partial. Gene Ontology annotation, molecular function: translation elongation factor activity. The record is from RefSeq and is a predicted model, not a curated record.